Molecule: messenger RNA, 270 nt
Organism: Guillardia theta CCMP2712
Lineage: Eukaryota; Cryptophyceae; Pyrenomonadales; Geminigeraceae
Exons: 4
Source: RefSeq, a predicted model, not a curated record
AGUUCGAAAUAUGUUCAUGUGGUGGAAUUUGGGGCAAGAUGUCAUCGUGCAAGGACAAACGUGUCGAAUGAUGAGAACACGAGGAAGAAUGUGUACAAAGCAUAUUAUGUGAUGACCAUGGUGGAAGAUAUAUGCCGAGAGCAAGGAAACUGGUUUCCGUACACUGGUGGAAAGGGCGUACGGAGAAGAUGCAUGGACGGCGAUGGCACAGAGAAAGAGACAUUUUCCAAAGCACGUAGUGUAGAGCAUGUACAGUUCGUUCCUGAAUGA